CAAAAGAACUGAAAGAACUUUAUUGAAAUAUGAAAGAAUAUUGUAAUUUUAUUGUCGAAAUCUCUAGUUUUAAUUGCAAAAUAGAUUAUCAAGUACUUUUUAAUAAUUAUUCUCUAAUUUUAUAUUUAUAUAUAUAGGAAUCCAGCACCUUGACGAAAUUCACAGCAGGAUUGAAUUUUUGGAGAAAGAAAUGUUUGGUGGUGGAUUAUAUGGAGAUCUGCCUCCACCAUCCGCCACGGCGGUGGAAGAAAAAUCAACUACCAACACCUCCACUGUAUGGUCUUCUACUACCUUGAUGGCCCCACCUACUCUCCGUAAACCCAUCACAUCACCACUAACUAUUUUAAAAAACCCUAACAAACCUAAACCCCAAAUCUCUGCUUCCAAAUCUUUAGUUUCUCCGUUCGUGGCGGCGCCGACUGUGCUACCCGAUGAGGUGGCUCCGCAACAGGAACUGGUAGGGGUGAAUUCGGUGGUUGUUGAGGAGUAUGAUCCGGCCAGGCCGAAUGAUUAUGAAGAUUAUAGGAGGGAGAAAAAAAGGAAGGCGAUGGAAGCGGAGAGGUUGAGGGAGAUUGAGAGGAGGAGGCAAGAGGAGGAGGAGGAGGAGAGGGAGAGGGAGAGGGAGAGAGAGAAGGAUAGGGAGAGGGAUGUGAAUAUUUCUGGGGAGGAAGCGUGGAGAAGGCGUGCUGCCAUGAGUGGAGGUGUUCCGAGGAGCUCUUCGCCACCCAGGAAUGGGGAUGGGUUUAGUAUUGGGACGUCAGGGACGGUGGGGUUGGGAGUUGGUGCUGGUGGACAAAUGACUGCGGCGCAGAGGAUGAUGGCGAAGAUGGGGUGGAAGGAAGGGCAAGGAUUGGGGAAACAGGAGCAAGGGAUUACGACGCCAUUGAUGGCGAAGAAGACUGAUAGGAGAGCUGGGGUUAUAGUGAAUGCUAGCGAGAAGAAGGUGAAGAGUGUGAAUUUCAAUGGAACUCCUCCAACUCGGGUUUUGCUACUUAGGAAUAUGGUGGGCCCUGGUGAGGUAGAUGAUGAACUAGAAGACGAGGUUGGAUCCGAAUGUGCGAAGUAUGGGACAGUCACUAGGGUUCUUAUAUUUGAGAUCACCGAACCAAACUUUCCUCGUGAAGAGGCAGUUAGAAUCUUUGUACAGUUUGAGAGAUCGGAAGAAACAACAAAAGCAUUGAUUGAUCUCGAUGGGCGGUUUUUUGGGGGUAAUGUGGUUCGUGCAAGGUUCUUCGAUGAGGAGAAGUUCAGCAACAACGAGCUGGCUCCUGUGCCUGGUGAAAUCCCUGGGUUUUGAUGGAUGAUUGAAUAACCUGUCGAGUUCCCUUCAGGAUCAUCAGGGAAGUCAUGGCGGACUCUUAUUUUGAUUCCCAUUUUACUGUGAGGAUUAAGCUGUGUUGUAAGUAGGUUCCAGCUUUGGGCUAGGAGGAGCGUAAACUGUGCUUCUACUGACAAUAACUAGUAGUUUGCAUGAAUGACUUUACGGCUUAUAUGAACGCUUGAGAAAUUAUUUUUUCCUGCUUAA
Molecule: messenger RNA, 1525 nt
Organism: Populus nigra (black poplar)
Lineage: Eukaryota; Viridiplantae; Streptophyta; Magnoliopsida; Malpighiales; Salicaceae
Product: DNA-damage-repair/toleration protein DRT111, chloroplastic-like
Exons: 2
Coding region: 191-1297 (368 amino acids)
Biological process (GO): mRNA cis splicing, via spliceosome
Cellular component (GO): precatalytic spliceosome
Molecular function (GO): RNA binding
Source: RefSeq, a predicted model, not a curated record